This is a messenger RNA of Formica exsecta, 1492 nucleotides long. RefSeq names its product retinol dehydrogenase 11-like. The transcript is spliced from 6 exons. Lineage: Eukaryota; Metazoa; Arthropoda; Insecta; Hymenoptera; Formicidae. Bases 140 to 1138 code for a protein of 332 amino acids. The record is from RefSeq and is a predicted model, not a curated record.
UUUAAAACUGCCCCUCUACCACAAUUUAGCAUGUAGCACAUCUCACGAAUCCAGUACCAGUGAGUGUAAUACUUAAUCGGCUUCUAGCAAGCUAAGAUAGAUAGAACGCAUAGUGAAAUCGUAGAAUAAACAAUUACAGAUGUGGACUUACCAUAAAUCUUGCACCAGUAAAGUGCGCCUUGAUAAUAAAGUUGCAGUAAUAACAGGUGCAAAUACCGGAAUUGGCAGAGAAACCGCCAGAGAUUUUUACAGAAGAGGCGCAAGAGUAAUUUUGGCCUGCCGGAAUGUGGGAAAAGCAAAAAAUGCAGUUGAAGAUAUAAAGAAUAAUCCAUUUCCGAGGUACAUACAGGAUAACGAACAAUACAAAGAUAAAUUAGGCGAGCUUGCAAUAUAUUCAUUGGAUCUCUGCAGUUUGAAGAGUGUAAGAGAUUGCGCUAAAAAGUUAUUGACGAAUGAACCAGCUAUUCAUCUACUAAUAAAUAAUGCUGGUAUAAUGAUGUCUCCGCAUGAAAAGACCAAGGACGGAUUCGAAUUGCAGCUGCAAUCGAAUUAUCUUGGACAUUUUCUCCUGACACUGUUACUAUUGCCGAAAAUACAAUCAUCUGCUCCUGAUUGCAGAAUAGUUAACGUAUCAUCGCUUGCUCAUGUUUUUGGUAAUAUACAAUUCAAUGAUAUGAAUCUGGACAACUCGUAUAGUCCAUUGAAGGCGUAUACUCAAAGCAAAUUAGCAAACAUAUUAUUUACUAAGGAAUUUGCACGUCGAUUGAAAGAGGCAGGAAUUAGCGGAAUAAACGUGUAUUCCUUGCAUCCCGGCGUAAUAAGAACCGAAUUAAGCCGACACUAUAGUAAAACCAUAAUUCCGGGCGCAAGAUUUUUCUACCGGAAUAUUAUGCGGCCAUUCAUCAAAAAUCCGGUACAAGGAGCGCAAACAACGAUACAUUGUGCGAUUGAUGAAAAAGUGGCUAAUGAAACCGGUCUUUAUUAUGCAGAAUGUCGCGUGACCAGACCGCAAUGGAGGGCGAGAGAUGAUCGAAUAGCCAAGGAUUUAUGGGACCACACUUGCCGGCUUUUGCACUUGGAACCUGAUGAAAAUCUUAUCACAUUUUUGCAAACUGUUUCGCGCCAACUUGCCGAAUAAUAUUCAAAAAUGUGCCAGCUCUAAGGGUAGCCGAGGGUGUUGAGCGGGUUAUGUAAAACCGCAGGAUAAAAUCAGAAUAUUGAAGGCGUAAGGGAUUUUGCAAGAACUGGUCGUAGAUAAUAAACAGUUGAUUUGCUGAAGAGACGGAGCCCCUCCCCCGCCCACCCAUUCAAUAAAUAAUAUUUUUGAAGACAUGACUCAGAAAUUCAUGUAGUCGCAUGUUAAAAGCUGUUAACAAACUGCGAAAAAUAGAUAAAACACAUUAUUGACAAAAUAUCCAUGACCGUAUACCUAUCCCGUAAAUGUAAACGAACACUUUUUCGUUUGCUCUACAAUAAAUACAAUGUACACAAA